Molecule: messenger RNA, 705 nt
Organism: Haemonchus placei
Lineage: Eukaryota; Metazoa; Nematoda; Chromadorea; Rhabditida; Trichostrongylidae
Source: the annotation of a GenBank genome assembly
GUUUUGGUUGGAGAACUUCCAGUUGACUUUCUGCGAUUGAUAGUUCCUCGUGAUCAAGUGGCUGCAUCUCAACAGCAGCAACAAACCCAGCAGCUUGUCUACACAGGCGGUAGUUUCGUACCACCUAACACUCGUGGCCGGCUUUCAAUCACUAUUGCCGAUGCCAAUUUGGUUAGAAACUACGGUAUUGUGAGAAUGGACCCCUACUGCAGGCUUCGAGUAGGUCAUGCGGUUUUCGAGACUCAGACAAAACUCAGUGGAGGCCGGAGUCCCGUAUGGAAUCGAACUGUGCAUGCGUAUCUGCCAAAUGGCGUUGAGAGCAUCUACAUUCAAAUUUUUGAUGAGAAAGCCUUUAGUGCUGAUGAGUGUGUCGCUUGGGCUCAUGUCAUGCUUCCACCGGCCAUCUUCAGUGGAGAAACAAUCGAUGACUACUAUCCAUUGAGCGGACAGCAGGGCGAAGGAAAAGAGGGUAUGCUCCAUCUGGUCAUAUCUUUCGCUCCGGUAGAAGGUACCCUUCCUACAGCCGUCGUGUUACCUGCGACAGCAUCUCCACCAAUGCCAGUUGAGAUAACCGAAGAAGACACCAAAGAAUUGGAAGCAAUGUUCCCUGGUGUGGAUAAAGAAGUGAUCAGAUGUGUCCUCGAAGAGAGCAGAGGUGACAAGGAUGCGACGGUCAGUGCUCUUCUGGAGAUGAGCAAAACAUAA